Messenger RNA from Prinia subflava (tawny-flanked prinia), 8217 nucleotides. It is a transcript of the gene TRPC6, whose product is annotated as transient receptor potential cation channel subfamily C member 6. The record is from RefSeq and is a predicted model, not a curated record. The transcript has 11 exons. Gene Ontology annotation, molecular function: protein binding; store-operated calcium channel activity; inositol 1,4,5 trisphosphate binding. Gene Ontology annotation, biological process: calcium ion transmembrane transport; single fertilization; regulation of cytosolic calcium ion concentration. Gene Ontology annotation, cellular component: plasma membrane; cation channel complex. Bases 466 to 3018 code for a protein of 850 amino acids. NCBI's taxonomy places the organism in Eukaryota, Metazoa, Chordata, Aves, Passeriformes, Cisticolidae.
AUUCUAACAUUCCCUUAUGAAAUGGUAGGUACUAUGUUUAACAUGAAAGAUACCUAAAGGUCAGAUGUUAAUUCUUCAGUGCAAUACAUUUCUCCUCGAAAAGUUUGUAAUUAUUUAUUUGCAAACUGUCAUCAAACAAAGUGCUACUAGUGAAGCAGAACUGAGAAAGAAAAGUGGACUGAGUUUUGCUUAAGUGUUAUUACUGAUAAAAUAUUGUGUUGUUUCAGGUUUUUUACCGAUAAUUGGUAUUUUGCCCCUGCUCUUUACUGAAGUUAUUAGAGGUGAUUAAAAACUGGCUCUUCUCUGAAACAGGUGAACAGCGUUUGUAAGAUGUUUCAGAGAUGAAAGAAAGAGGCAAAGAGCCUGAAAAGGAAGUACAAUUUCCAUGGAAAUUUUCCACUUUAUGGGGAAGACUUGAAAGUUGCAGAUGGUCUGGGUCUACUGGAUUAGCGUUCAUUUUCACUGAUGCUCUUCCUCGGCACUCACACGAGGACACAAGGGCAGCGCAGGCUGUACCCCCGAGUCACAGUAAAUCCACGCAAGAGUCCCGUUCCGCAGCCGCGGGAGCCACGGCCAGCCGCGCCGCCGGUCCUGCCCAGCUCCCACGGGAGGGCUCGGCGGGAUUCAUUUCAGACCACCGCGGGCCGUGCCCUGCGAGAAGCGGCGGGCGGCUGCUUCCCAGCCGGGCGGUCAGCGGGACAUGGCCCCUGCCCGAGGCGGCGCCGCGGGGCCGGGGCGCGCACAGGGCCACGGCUCGGCGGGGCCGGGGCGCUGCGGGCGGAGGAGGCGCGCAGGGGGCACCGAGGGCCCAGGGGAGGCGAGCAGAGCCCGCCGCCCUCCCACCUCCCGCCCCUUCCCUCCGGCCGGGGACAGCCGCGCCGCCUAACGCGCCGCAAACUUUGCUGCCCCCGCUCCGAGCUGCGCCUCGCCUGCGGCGCGGCGGGCGGCGGCUCCGGCUGCCGGGAGCCCCUCGCUGCCGGGGCGCGGAGCGGGCGCGGCCGCGGCGCUGCCAGGGCAGAGCCCAGCGCGGCCCCGAGCGCCGGCGCCGCUCCCGCCGCGGCCCGAGGGAGCCGCCGGCCGCCCCGCAGCCCGGCCGUGGGACAGCAUGAGCCAGGCGCAGCCCUACGCGCCGCGGAGGGGCAGCUCCCCGGCGCCGGGGACCCGGCGGAACGACAGCCAGGACUACCUGCUGCUGGACGCGGAGUUGUGCGAGGAGAGCGCCCUGCCGCCCUACGCCUUCUACCCCGUAAUGAUUACAAGAAACUAUCUAUGCAGUGCAAAGAUUUUGUGGUGGGGCUGCUUGAUUUGUGCAGAAACACGGAAGAAGUGGAAGCUAUUUUGAAUGGUGAUGUAGAGAUGAGCCAUAGUAAUGGAGAGCACGGUCGUCCCAGCCUCAGCCGCUUGAAACUCGCCAUCAAGUAUGAAGUUAAAAAAUUUGUAGCACAUCCAAACUGCCAGCAGCAGCUCCUCUCGAUUUGGUACGAGAAUUUGUCGGGUCUGCGGCAGCAGACGAUGGCAGUGAAGUUUCUGGUUGUCCUCGCGGUUGCGGUCGGACUGCCCUUCCUCUCCAUGGCCUAUUGGAUUGCUCCUUGCAGUAAGCUGGGGAAGAUAAUGCGUGGACCAUUUAUGAAGUUUGUAGCCCAUGCAGCCUCUUUCACCAUAUUUCUUGGUCUGCUUGUCAUGAAUGCAGCUGACAGGUUUGAUGGCACCAAACUCCGACCUAAUGAAACAACAGACAACGUAAAACAGCUUUUUAGGAUGAAAACAUCCUGUUUCUCAUGGAUGGAGUUGCUUAUUAUUUCUUGGGUAAUAGGCAUGAUAUGGUCUGAAUGUAAAGAAAUUUGGUCUCAAGGUCCAAAGGAAUACCUGUUUGAGUUAUGGAAUAUGCUUGAUUUUGGUAUGUUAGCAAUUUUUGCAGCAUCAUUUAUAGCAAGGUUUAUGGCAUUUUGGCAUGCAUCCAGAGCCCAGAACAUCGUUGAUGCAAAUAUGAAAGAUCUGACAAGUCCAACACUGGAGCCCAACAUAAAAUACUACACCUUGGCCAGAAUAAACUGGGAUCCAUCUGAUCCUCAGAUCAUUUCUGAAGGGCUGUAUGCAAUUGCAGUGGUGUUGAGUUUCUCACGGAUAGCCUACAUCUUACCAGCUAAUGAAAGCUUUGGGCCUCUGCAGAUAUCGCUCGGGAGAACCGUGAAAGACAUCUUCAAGUUUAUGGUGAUAUUUAUCAUGGUGUUUGUGGCUUUCAUGAUAGGCAUGUUUAAUCUCUAUUCCUACUAUCUGGGGGCAAAGCAAAAUGAAGCAUUCACAACUGUUGAAGAAAGUUUCAAAACAUUGUUCUGGGCUAUAUUUGGACUCUCAGAAGUUAAAUCAGUUGUUAUCAAUUAUAAACACAAAUUUAUUGAAAAUAUUGGUUAUGUUCUUUAUGGAGUCUAUAAUGUUACCAUGGUCAUCGUCUUACUGAACAUGCUUAUCGCAAUGAUCAACAGUUCAUUCCAGGAAAUUGAGGAUGAUGCUGAUGUAGAAUGGAAAUUUGCAAGGGCUAAACUUUGGUUUUCUUACUUUGAAGAAGGGAGAACUCUUCCAGUACCCUUCAACUUAGUGCCAAGCCCAAAAUCUUUGCUGUAUCUCCUAAUCAGAAUCAAAAAAUGUAUUUCUAAACCAUUUUUGUGCCAAAAGAAAAGCUUUCAGGAAGAUGCAGAGAUGAACAAGCUUGGUCAAAGGAAGCAAUCAAGUAUAAGAAGCUCAGAUGAAAUCCACUUAAAUAGUUUAAACAAUCCUCCAAGACAAUACCAGAAAAUAAUGAAGCGUCUUAUUAAAAGAUAUGUGUUGAAGGCUCAGAUAGAUAAGGAAAGUGAUGAAGUCAAUGAAGGUGAGUUGAAGGAAAUUAAACAGGACAUCUCAAGUCUCCGGUAUGAACUCCUUGAGGAAAAAUCUCAGAAUUCUGAAGAUCUGGCAGAACUUAUAAGGAAACUUGGAGAAAAACUGUCACUUGACUCUAAGGAAGAAGAAACCAAGAGAUAACCGAAAUAAGAUAUGCAACAGAAUGUUAACAAUUCACUUAAAGCCAUAUUUCUGUUUUCCUCAAGUCUAGCUCACAUUUCUAAAAAAGAUUCAGAAAUUAAAUCAUUCCAAUUCUUUAUUAAAAAAACACAGUGGCAAAUGCUCUAGGUCUACAGUAGGGAGGCCAUACCACUUCAGUAAAGAUAUUUAUUCUUUACCUGCUGAAGUAUAGUUGAUCUGAGAUAAUUUAAAUACUCAACUUACCUCUUUCAGAAUUCCAGUGGAAUCUUGAUAAGCCCAGUCAAGAAAGAUUAAAAGCAUAGAUCUAAACUUUUCAUAUGUUAACUGUUUAUUUUUUGCAAAUUUUCUUUUUUAAGCAUUCUUACAUAUAUUUUAGUGAAGCAAAAGGGAAGAAUCCAGGCUUUUAUAUAUAUCAAAAGCUAUUUAAUUUUUCCAGUAUUCCCAACUAGCAAAAAAUAUUAAAAAAGCUAACUGCCUUUCCUAAAAAUGUGUAGGAUAUUAAAAUAAACUUAUGAAUGUUUCCAUGUAGAGACAUCAGGACACUCAGAGCACUGUGUGGUACUUUUCCCUGCUGAUCCCUGUCAGCACUAGACUAUCCUGCAAGAUGCCUAGGUUUAAAUGGGAGUUAGUGCAUUAAGAAAAUAUAUUUAUCACCAAGUUUGUUGAAAAGUUGUUUCUGAGGCUUGGAGCCUGGAAGAAAAUCUUCUUUAAUCCAAAAUAACUAACCCUUGAUGUUCCAAUAUGUUUCAGAAUUCCCAGGUUCUCCAGCUUUUAUGUCUUGAACUGAACCUCGCAAACUGCAGGUUAGAGGUUUGAAUAAAACAUUUUUAAUUGAGGUGGAAGAUACUAAAAUGUUAGGUGCAAACCUUUCUGUGAAUUCUGGGAACAUAGUGCAUGGGGGACCAUGUUUCUCUAUGUUAAACCUGUUUAUAUGAUUAAGUUUUCUUCAGACAUAUAGAUAACAAACAAAACAAUCCUGUUGCAAAAAUUCAUGAAAUCUCAUCUUCUAUGGAUUUGCAUCCCUGGUCUUUUUUUCCACCAGUGAAAGCUCAGCUCUUGUGCUGUAUUCUUUAGGACUCUUCUAAUGAAGAAUCUUCACUCCAUGUGGCAAGGAAAGUUCCAACACUUUCACCCUGCCCAUUGCAACAGUAAAAAGUCUCUUUUGGUUAAACUGCAGAUGAGCUAUCCCAUGCUCUGUCCGGCUGUUUGUUAUGUAACAAUGCCCAUGCAGGACAGUCAGCUGGUUUCUGUCUUUCCAGACAGAAACAGCAUAAAUUCCACGUAAUUUUUCCCUUGGUUAAUACACAAUUUGUAUUUCUCUCUUUGGACAGUCACUAAUUCUGGAAGUGUUACACAUUUCAUUGGGCAUCUCUGUUUCUCUUUAAGCUUUUUUUUGAGAUUAGUGAAAGGGCUGUGAAAAAUUAUAACAUGGCAUCAAGGUGUAUGACACACCUGUAAAAGACUUGUAUGCAACAAGGCUUAAAAAGGCUUGUCAGUAAUUGCUUUAAAAUUAGCUUUGUGAAACUUAUUUACUGUGGAAUGUAUUAGAAUGUUUCUGCCUCUCCCUUUUAGGCUGGAGAUUAUUUUUAAUGGGUCCAGAUUAGUUUCCAGCUGGAUUUAUUGAUAGUUCUUUUUUUAAAAAAUUGAUGGAAUCACUGUGUAUUUUCAGGGAAAAAAGCGCCAUAUAUUAGAACGGGUUUUGAAAUCACUUGGAGACAGGUGGAGGGAGGGGACUGAGGUCAGCCUGCCCCUGAGUGUUUGCCAUGCUUUGGAGGAAGUGCUUGGCACAAAAGUUAAGGCACAAAUGGAGUAUGGGGAGCAGUGUGUGUCCCGUGGGCCUCAGGUGCAAUGAACUCAGGGUUUAGAAAUUUCGGAGGCUUCUUCCUCUGAGGGAGAAGAAGGAAAGUGAGGAUUCAAAGGUAGUAGAGCACAGGCAGUUGGUGUGACCUCAGGCUGGAAGGCAGCAUGGCAGUAACUUCACUGCAUUUUGGCUCCUGGAUUGGCUCCUCCUUGGCCAGGACUGGCCUCUGAAUCGGAGUUCCACCUGAGAAUUUUGGGUCUGGUUUUCUGAGGGUGGGCGGUGCAUUCAUCUCCACUGAAUGGCUGUGCAAGAGGCCACGCUGCUCACAGCACAUCUUCCAUCUGAGAGAAGCUCUUCAGAAGAUGUGUUCAGAGACUCUGAGGUAACAGGGACAGUCAAUGUUCACUUUCAGUAAUCAGAAGUCUUAAUUUUUGGUCAUUUUAAUACACAAUUUGGAUCUGCUGUAGUGCUCAUUGAUGGUAAGCCCUCACUCUCCAUAAACCCAGUGAAAGGAAAUACAUAUACACAGGUUGAGGUCCAGGCACUUUUAAAGUGAAGCUUUUUACUACAGAGGUAAAAUGUACACUGUGAAUUUGUUUAAACCCCAAAUUUGAUGUACCUUAAAGUUACAAGAUCGUAAUGUAUAUAUUGUAUUUCAUGAAGAAAAUACAUACGGAUUUUUUUAAUCAUGGAAGAUAUUUUAUAUGUAAUUAUUACUCAUGGAAAAAUUUGUUAAAUAUAUUUGAAGAGUUCUAUUGCCAAGUGUAGUGUGACAACCAAUGUAGUAUUUAAAAUGAGCACAAUACCAAAUGUAUUAUCCCAAUUAAAAAAAAAUAAAUGUACUAGACUAAAAAUGCCUUUGUGAUCCAUUGUAUGAACAUUUUGGUAUUUCACUAGGAACCUUUGGCUGCUCUUGCUUGGAAGAUUGAUAUGGUAAAAAAAGUCAAUUAAAAAAAAAUUCAAAGAAGGAACAAGAGUCUUUUCAUACUUAAUUAGACACAAGGCAAGUAUUUUGUCUCCUGUGGCUGUGUCUGAUGCUAGAUGUUUCAGAACGUCUGCAGUAACAGAUGAUUUUCACCUUACAUAGUUCUCCUCUUAGUUUCUAAUAAAACAAUAUUUUGAUGAGGAAGUAGUUCCAGAUUUUUUGUGAAUUAUUAGGAUAACAAGAUAGUCUUGCUGCCUACUUAAUUGUUUCUUUAAACCUUGUUAAUAAUUACUUGAGCUCAGCAAUGCUGUUUCUGUAGCAGCAGCUUCCACAUCUAAACCAGACCUGAUAUGAAGUAUUCCCUUUAUAUAUGUUUUUUCCCCUGAGUAUUUAUUAAACUUGAAUUAUGAAAUAUGGUGGGUAGAUUUUAUCAUCCCUUAGAGAAUCUCCUUUCUGUUCAUCCAAAUGUAUUUCACUGAAACUUAUGGAAGGGCUUGAGAACCUCUGAAGAGAAGACAAUGAAGUAAGAAAAUCCCCAAAUCAAUGUUUGUCCAAGGUUUUCUCACACUAUUCUGGAUGAAACAGAAUCAUGUCUAAAUAUUGAGGAAAAGCUUUCUAUAUCAUGGAGGACUGGAAUUUUUAUUAGAGACCAAUCAUGCAAUGCAAGCCUGAGGUACCCAAGAUUUACAGUGACAGAUGCUGAGAAAAAGCUGCAGGAUUUCAAAUGAAAAUUCCAACAUUCCAGGUAAAAAUCUGCUGCAUUACACCGUAUUUUGGAGCGCUGGCAGGCCAAGCCAAUGAACGCUACUAGUUUUAGAAGUGGUUUGUACAGGUUGGUUUGAUUUUAGAUGACAGCCAUGAAGACUUAAGCAACUGAGCUUGUCUAGUGUUUCUUCAUAUUCAGUGGAUAGAAAUGGUCAAAGGCAUGAUUUUGUGUCAUCUUAAGGUAGACAAGCAUCUCAGAUGAGUCAUAUAGUAGAAGUGACAGUUUAUGUCCUGUUACUCUGAAGAAGGCGCUGUAGCUGUUAGCAACAUUUCUAUUGAAGUGUGAGAAGUCCCAGCUUGUCAGAAAUCAGCACUACAGCUCACAAACAGUGCAAGGCCAUGAACCAUCACAAGUGAUCAUCUCCUUGGAAGGGCUUGAACUGAUGAGGACAGUCACUGAGAGGGGCAGGAUCUAACUUGCCUUCAGAAGAAUCCAGCCCAUUCUACUCUGCACCAAUAUUUCACUUUUUCCUUCUUCAUUAGUGUUGCUGUGGGUAGACAUAAACAGAACACCCAUUAACCAAAUUAUCACAAAUGGGAGAAAAACUUACAGAGAACAUGGCAACUAGAUUCUUGUUGACAAGCCAAGACCUUUAUGACAGAGAAGUUUAUGUCCCAUAUUUUAGUACAUUGGGAUGAGCAUAUAUUUUCAGUAAUAUGUUUUCAAAGCUGAAAAUACAUAGCUUGAUCUUGGCAGUACUUCAGCUAUAGCAGCUGUAUCCUGUAAUUUACUAGGAACGUGUUCUCAUGACUGCUGUGUCCCAAAAUGCUGUUUAGUACUAAAAAAUCUUGCAUUUGCUUCUUAGAGAGUUUCCCUUGGGCUUGAAAUUUGUAUCUGAACAUUAUAAUUAAUACAUUACAAACCACAUAAUCUGAGACUAUACUCAUUUGCAGAACAGAAGAAAUUGUCCUUAUAGUAUAAAUUGCUAAUGUUUCAUGUAAAUAUUUAAGGCUUUUUAAAUUUUGUUAGAAACUGCCUGGUGUGAAUAAUCUGUUAAGCACUUAUGUUCCACUUAAAUUUUAAUUUGGCUUGUGGAAAAUGGAAUUCACAAAGAUUGUGCUUGGAAAACUACUUGUGCUUCAGAAGCUCAUAUUGAAAGAGAAGUUAAUCAAGGCUGAGGUGUAUACCUAAAUUCCAUGCUCUUAGAAGGCCAGGGAAUCCCAUACACUGUUCGUCCCUGGUGUAUGAGUUACCUCAAAAUAUUUCAUUUGUUCUCUUGUUUUAAGUUUUGCAAAAAGCUAAGUUUCCUGUUCCUCUUUCUGUUCUUGUCACCAUCUUGUCACCAUAUGACAAUGCAAUAGGAAUUAAAAAGUACGAGUUUUCAGUGUUUUCUCUGUCCAGUAAAUUGUAUUUUAGUAGCAUUUGGGUUUGUUUUGAGUUUUUAAAUAUUCUGUAAUUCAGCUCCUUGACAUUUACACUUUGCUCCUUUAAUCAAUGGAACUCCAAAGUAAUUGAAGAUCAGUUCAUAUUGUAUGCAAAUUAAAAUGCAGCACAUAAAUAAUUAUCAAUGUUAAUAGCAAUAUUUUUAUGCCCUUUUAUGUAUGAACACUUUUAUACCAUUUUAAUAUUUAAAUGUGCUUUAUAAACAAGUAUGUUCUUUCUGGUUUUCAGAGGGCAAAGGGCAUAAAUAGUGACAACCAGUCCAAAAACUUUCUGUUUGUAAGCAAAACCUGCUCACUCUCAAAUACAAAUAAAUGUAUUUUCCUG